AUGCAAACCCAAGGUCAUCGCAAGUUUACAUACAUUCGACUUUCUCCGUGCGAUGAUGACGUGGCACGGUUGCGCGCAGGCGGGUCGCUGUUCCUGUUCGAUCGGAAGGUGGUGCGGUACUUCCGCCGCGACGGGCACGUGUGGCGCAAGAAGAAGGACGGCAAGACCGUUCGCGAGGCGCACGAAAAGCUCAAGGCGGGCAGCGUGGACAUUUUGCACUGCUAUUACGCGCACGCGGAGAGCGAUGACCGCUUCCAGCGCCGCUGCUACUGGCUGCUCGACGGGGAGAACGAGAACAUUGUCCUGGUGCAUUACCGUGAAGUGGCUCAGGGCACGGGGCGGGCGCAGCAGUCCCCCCGACACAGCACAGUCGACUCCAUGCCAAUCUAUGCCGGCCAGGGCCCCGAUAUGAGCAUCGACGACCUCUCCGCGUCCGUGGGCGGCGGAGUGGGGGGUAUAGGCGGCGGCGGCGGCGGCGGCCGCAGUGUUGGCAUGACGCUAAUGGGCGCGGGCAGCAGCGCGGCUGGCGCGGGUAUAGGCAGCGUCAGCGCCGCUGGUGCUGGUGCCGGUGCGGGUGUUGGUGCGGGUGGUGUUGGGGGUGUGGGUGGGGGUGGGAUGGGGAUGCACACCCCUUCCACCAGUCGCUCUGGCAGCGGGCGCAUGAUAGGGCUUCCCUACGCUUCCAGUUCCGCCUCUGUGGGCGGAGCUGCUGGGGGCGGGGCGGGUGCCGGCGGCGGAGCUGGCAUGGGGGCGGGCGGAAGGGGCGGGGGCGCGUUUUCCAUGGAUAUUCCCGCGUCCCCCAGCCACGGGAACGAGUACUGCUCGUCGAACGCAGGCGGGAACGAGUCCGGGGCGUUCGUGGGCGGCGGGAGGCGCGGGGAGGAGGGCGAGGAGGACGAGUAUGAGAGCGGUUCAGAGCGGUUCGGCGAGGAGGGGGAUUCGGCUGUGAACUGGACGCAGCUGGAUCUGCCUGCGGGUGGCGGCAGGGGCGUUGGCGGCGGGAUGGACGGUGGUGGCCUGGGGGUGGGUCAGCAGCAGGCAGUGCAGCAGCAGCAGUUGAGGCUGCUGCAACAGCAGCUGCUGCAGCAGCAGCAGCAGCAGGCGCCGCCGCCGCAGCAGCAGGUGGCAGGGGGAAUGACGGAUUUCAUGGGGUUGUCGUCGCACGGCAGCCUGGGUGUCACGGGGCCGGCUGAUCCCCUCUUGCAGCAGGUGAGUCGAGUUGUGAGUCAACUUAAAGCAGAUGGGUGGGUGUUGAGUCGACUCAAAGCAGCAGGUGGCGGGGGGGAUGACGGAUUUCAUGGGGGGCUGUUGUCCAGCUCUAACAACCAGCAGCAGCAGCUCUCGAGGCUGCUGGAGCAGCACCAGCAGCAGCAACAGCAGCAGCACCAGCAGCAGCAGAGGGACAUGCAGUCGCUCCUGCGAGACACAGUGGUGCUCGACGAGCUCAUCAAGGCGUCAGGCCUCGCAGGCUCUUUCGGAGCAGAUGGCACAGCAGGCGCAGGUGCUGCUGGUUCGGGGAAUGCUGCACUGCCGGCAGCAGGAGCGGCAGGAGCAGCGGGAGCAGCAGAGGCGCAGCUGAAUUCGCUCAUGUAUGCUCGCUCAGGCUCCUCCGGUCCACACACAGACCUGUCAUCGCUGCUCCUGCAGACCCUUCCUCUCAACGAGGCAGGCAGGGAAGCAGCCUUCAGCGGAGGCGGCGCCUCCGGCUCCCCUCGAGCCAUUGCUGCCGCCACCGCCGCCGCCGCCGCCGCCAUAGCAGCCGCCGCAGCUCCGGCCGUGCCUCCCGAGAGCUGGCUCGGCGCGUACCCUCCGGAGCUCCGAAGCUCGGGAGGCUCGGGGCGGCCGGGAUUCUCGAAUAUGUUUGAUGAGAUGCAGACGGACGGGGCGAACAGGAGCUUGUCUGGGUUCCCCCUGCCGCCCAGCGGCAGCAGCAUGCCUAAGAGCGGCAGCAUCCCUCAGAGCGGCAGCAUGCCCAACGAGCCUGCGCUGUUUCGGAAGCUGGACAGCUUUGGCGAGUGGAUCGAGGAGGUUUAUAAAGGGGACGGUGGUGGUGGAGGGGGCGGGGGAGCAGGCGGGGAUGGGGCAGGAGUGGGAGAGGACGCGGUUAUGGGAGGGGGCGCCUUCCCUCUCUCUGCUUCUGGUGCUGGUGGUGGCAGUGGUGGCGGCGGUGGCGGUGAAUUUGGCAGUGGUGGCGGCGGUGGCAGCGGUUUUAGCAGUGGCAAUGACGCGUUUGACAUGAAAACCAGCCAGGCCAUGCGGAGGUCUGCCCCCACGCCCUCCCCUCUCUCCUCCCCCGAGCCGUUCCCCUCCUCCCCCACCUCCUCCGGUAUGCACUCCCCCUCGUUUGGGGGCGCGGAGACGGGGUUGGAAAGGCAGGAGAUGAGCUUCAAGCUAGGGGUGAAGGAGGAGGUGGGAGGGGACGGCGAGGAGGAGCAUGGUGUAGGGCUGGGAGGCAGCAAGUAUGAUCUGUCCUUCAUGGGUGCGUCUCCAAUGCUUCCUCUCGGUAGCACAGCUCCUGCUGCUGCUGCUAGUGGCGGUGGGGUGUCUGGAGUGGGGGCGGGAGCGGGGGGAGGAGGAUGGGGAGGAGGAGGGGGUGUGGGGGGAGGAGGAGGAGCAGGACUGGGGGCGAGGAGGGGGAUAGGGGGCGGGAUGCUGUCGAUGGGGGGUAUGGGGUCCAUGGGGGGCAUGGGGUCGAUAGGGGGUAUGGGGUCGGUGGCAGCAGCAGACUCGCCGCGCCCGAUGGUGACCUUCUCCAUUGCCGACUAUGCUCCCACCUCUGCUGCUACCAUGGGUGGGGUCAAGGUGCGUACUGGUGCUGCUGGUGGUUGUGGUGGUGGUGGUUGUGGUGGUGGUGCGCAGGUGCUGCUAGCAGGCUCUGUGCACGACCCCAGAGGCACCCCAAGCCCCCACACGCGCUCCUCCCCCCGCGCCAGCCUCUCAGGCAGCGGCAGCCUUAGUGGGGGCGGGGGUAGUUUCGGUGCCGGGGGCGGUCUUGGGGGGGGCGGGCUUGGGGGGGCCGGCAGCGGGAGCUUCGGGCGAGGGGACACGGUGUGGGGCGUGCGGUGGGGGGUGACGUUUGGAGAGGUGGAGGUGGAAGCUGAGCAGGUUGUGCACGGUGUACUGCGGUGCGUGGCUCCCAUUCACAAGCAGGGGCGGGUGAGCCUGCGUGUCACCUGCACCCCUGCUGCUGCUGUCACUGCUCCUGCGGGUGAAGGUGAGGGUUGUGGGUCCGCGGGUGUGGACAAUGGAGGGGGUGGAGAUGCUAUGAAUCAAGACAUGGCAGUAGCAGGCGGGGGUGGGGGGGCAGGGUUUGGAGCAGCAGCGGGAGGAGGAGGGGUAGGAGGAGAGGGAGGGAAGGCGAUGAAGAGAGUGCCUUGUAGCCCUCCUGUUCCCUUUGACUUUCUCCCUCCUUGGCAGUCUUUCAAAAAGAGCCUGGCCUUAGACCGAAACAGAACCUUUGCCAAGAGUGGUCUUGGUGCUGCUGCUGCUGGUUCUGUUGCUGGUGCUUCUGGUGGUGAAGGGGAUGGUAGCAGACCGAGUCUCUCCCGCCUGUUUCUCUCUGAGCGCGCUCUGCUCUGCCGCCUCCUCGGCUUCAUCUCCCGCAUCAACCGUGCCAGCCUGGCGGACGUCAGCGCUGACUGGGCGUGGGUGGAUGAGGCGCUGGCGUCCACGUCAGCAGCAUGCCCGGAUGAAGCUGAUUGGAGGGGCAGACUGGAUGGGAACAGGGGGGAGGACGUGGCGGGGAGGGAGGGAAUGGGGGUGGAUAGAGAGGAGGAAGAGGAUGAGGAGGAGGAUGAAGAGAGAGAGAUGAACAUGUGGGGGUAUGGGAGUGACGAGGAGGAUGCAGACGAAUAUGCUCUCAGGCUGCAAUGUCAAGGAGGGGCUGAUACAGAGAGAGGAGGAGGAGGAGCGGGAGGGGGAGGAGGAGGAGUGGAGGGAGGAGUCGGGGGGGUCCAAGGGAGUCCAGUGCGGUUGGAGGGCGUGCUGCUGCAGGCGCUGAUGCGGAAGCAUCUGGGCCGUUGGUUGGCGCUGAACAGCGAUGCAGCGAGGGAGGCGGGCAGGAGGGGCAUGGGGCUGGGCUUGGGGCAUCUUGUGGCGGCACUGGGGUGGCCGUGGGCUGUGCCUCUGCUCAUGGCUGUGGGGUGGGACUUGAACGCAAGGGACAAGCGAGGCUACUGCCAUUUGCACUCAACUUCUCCUUCCCUCAUCCCAUCCCGGGCCCCACUCCCUCCUCCCCGCCCGUCCACCUGGAGGGAAGCAAUGGUGGUGGUGCUGGUGGCAGCGGGUGCCAGCGCUUCUCGUGAGGCGCCUCAAAAGGACACUCCUCCCUCUUUUUCUCUCCGCCCACCUCCCUGCAGAGAUGCAACGGUGGUGGUGCUGGUGGCAGCGGGCGCCAACGCUUCACUUGAGAGAGGCAAUGGUGGUGGCAGCGGGCGCAAACGCUUCUCUCUCUCCUUUCCUUUUUACCUCUCUCUUCUCCGGGGCGGAUUAGAGGCAAUGGUGGUGGCGCUGGUGGCAGUGGGCGCCAACGCUUCUCUUGAGGUGCCUCAAAAGGACUUCCUUCCCAUUUUUCCCCUUUCCCUCCUUGCCCUCGCUGUUCUCUCUGCCCGCCCUCCUGCAAUGGUGGUGGCGCUGGUGGCGGCGGGAGCCAACUCCUCUCUCCUAGCUCGAGUGGCCGGGGCGGAGCGAACGGCAGCAGACACAGUGACAGCGUGCGGCCACACGAGCAUCGCGGCAUAUCUAGCAGAGUCGUCUCUCAACGCCUCCCUCUCCUCCGCCAUUCCCCUCGCAAUGGUGGUGGCGCUGGUGGCAGCGGGCGCCAACGCCACUCUGCUGGCGCGAGUGGGAGGGGUGGAGCGCACGGCAGCAUACACAGCAUCCGCAUGCGCCCACACGGGCAUUGCGGCCUAUCUAGCAGAGUCGUCUCUCAACGCCUCCCUCUCCUCCCCGCACCCGUCGGAAGCAAUGGUGGUGGCGUUGGUGGCGGCGGGCGCCAACGCCACUCUGCUGGCGCGAGUGGGAGGGGCGGAGCGCACAGCAGCAGACACGGCGGCAGCAUGCGCUCACACGGGCAUCGCGGCCUAUCUAGCAGAGUCGUCUCUCAACGCCUCCCUCUCCUCCAUGACAAUUCAGGACCAGCACCAGCUGGCUACCGAUCCUACUCUUCUCCAAUCCGCCGCUGCUGCCGGUCACGCAGCCGUGGCAGCAGCAGCAGCAGGUGCCAGCAGUGGUGCCAGUGCUGUUGCUGUUGCUGCUGGUGCCGCUGCUGCCGGUGGUCUCCCGGGUGCGGCUCGUCCCGCUUCUGUCGCUGCAUCGCCCGACAUGCAAGAAACGCUGGAUGCGAUUCGAAGGACGGCGCAAGCCGCAGCGUUGAUCCAGGAGCGGUUCAGGAAGCACUCAGAGCGAAGGAGGCAGCAGCAGGAGGAGGAGGAGGAGCUUCGGGAGCAGGAGAGAGCAGUGGCGGCAGCAGCAGAGGCCGCGGCAGGGCUGGGGAUCGGAGGGGACGAUGAGUUGGAUGAGGAGGAGGCGAGAAUGCUGGUUGCGGCAAGGAAGAUUCAGAACGCGUUCCGAGGGCACAAGACCUUCAAGCAGUCAGAGGCGGCGCGGAGCAUUCAGAGGCGGUUCCGCACGUGGAAGCACCGCAGGGAGUUCCUGCGCAUGCGACAGCGCGUGAUCAAGAUUCAGGCGCACGUGAAGGGGCACAUCCAGCGGGUAAAGUACAAGAAGAUGAAGUGGGGCCUGGGGAUCAUCGCCAAGGCAGCGCACGUGAAGGGGCACAUCCAGCGGGUGAAGUACAAGAAGAGGAAGUGGGGCCUGGGGAUCAUCGCCAAGGCAGCGCACGUGAAGGGGCACAUCCAGCGGGUGAAGUACAAGAAGAUGAAGUGGGGCCUGGGGAUCAUCGCCAAGGCGGUCCUGCGCUGGCGGUUCCGCCGCAGCGGCGUGCGCGGGCUCCGAGCCUCCCAGCAGGAGGGUGGGGAGAUGGGGGGUGGUAAUGGGGAUGGGGAGGAGAGAGAGGUGAGCUUGGCGGUGAGCCGGAUGCAGGCGAUGGCUCAUUCGGUGGAGGGCCGGGCGCAGUAUUCUAGGAUGAAGCAGGCUCAGAUUGACAUGCAGCAGGAGAUUCAGAUGCAGCAGAUGCAGAUGCAACAGAUGCAGAUGCAGCAGCAGCAGCAGCAGCAGCAGCAGCAGAUGUUAAUGCAGCAGCAGGCGCAGGAGCAGCAGCAGUAUUCUGGCUUGUCCAGUUUCUCAAACCAACAUCAACAGCAACAGCAGCAGCAGCAGCAAGUGCCUGACCUUUUGCAGCAAGCUCACCUGUUAACGCAGCAGCAGCACCAGGGGUCAGAGCAGCAAUGGAACCAGUAA
Closterium sp. Naga37s-1 is the source of this 6360-nucleotide messenger RNA. The record is from the annotation of a GenBank genome assembly. Lineage: Eukaryota; Viridiplantae; Streptophyta; Zygnematophyceae; Desmidiales; Closteriaceae.